Molecule: messenger RNA, 1710 nt
Organism: Pneumocystis jirovecii RU7
Lineage: Eukaryota; Fungi; Ascomycota; Pneumocystomycetes; Pneumocystales; Pneumocystaceae
Product: calnexin
Exons: 8
Coding region: 1-1710 (569 amino acids)
Biological process (GO): protein folding
Cellular component (GO): endoplasmic reticulum membrane; endoplasmic reticulum
Molecular function (GO): calcium ion binding
Source: RefSeq, a predicted model, not a curated record
AUGAUGAAUAUGUUUUUAAAAAGAUGCUUGUUUUUGAGCAUUAUUGGUGCAGUAGGAUUCUAUGAAAAUAUUGGAGUAUACGCAGUUCCAGAAAAUAAAGCUAAAGAAUCACUGAAAUUGCCUGAUUUUAAGUCAACGGAUGUACGUAAUGCGAAAUUUGUUGAACAGUUUACAUCAGACUGGCAAACUCGGUGGACAGUAUCGUCAGCAUUGAGAUUAACUGAUGGGAAUAAUACAGUGUUUUAUGAUGGAGAAUGGAAGGUUGAGGAGCCGACAGUAUAUAAGGGAAUUAACGGGGAUAUGGGACUUGUACUUAAGAAACAGGCUGCGCAUCAUGCUAUUUCGGCAAAAUUUUCAGAGCCUCUGAACAAUAAGGGAAAAGUGUUAGUAGUUCAGUAUGAGGUUAAGCUUCAGAAUGAUUUAGAAUGUGGUGGAGCAUAUCUAAAAUUGAUUACGGAGUCUCAGGAAGAUAUUCGCUUUAAAGACUUUAGUAAUCAGACACCAUAUACAAUUAUGUUUGGUCCGGAUAAGUGUGGAGCGACAAACAAGGUGCAUUUUAUUUUUCGGCAUAAGAACCCGAAAACGGGUAAAUAUGAAGAGAAACAUCUUAAAUCGCCGCCUACGAUUGAAGAGACUAAGUUUACAACACUUUAUACAUUGAUAGUUAGGCCGGAUCAGAGUUUUGAAAUCCGUAUCAAUAACAAACCACUUAAAAUGGGAAGUUUAUUGAACGAUUUUGAACCACCUGUGAAUCCAGAUAUGUUUAUUUCUGAUCCGACUGAUAAAAAACCGGUUGGUUGGGUUGAUGAUGCUAAGAUUGUUGAUAAGAAUGCAAAAAAGCCUGAUGAUUGGGAUGAAAGCGAGCCUCCUCAGAUUUUGGAUGUAAAUGCUAUAAAACCAACAAAUUGGCUUGAAAACGAACCUUUAAUGAUUCCUGAUCCAAAUGUUUCUAAACCCGACGAAUGGAAUGAUGAUGAAGACGGUGAUUUUAUGGCUCCAAUGAUACCUAAUCCUGCAUGUGAAAAGGCAGCUGGAUGUGGGCCUUUUGAACCAAUGAUACAGAAUCCUAAAUAUAAAGGGGUAUGGACUCCGCCUCUUAUUGACAAUCCAAAUUAUAUUGGAGAAUGGAAACCACGUAAAAUUCCUAAUCCAGAUUAUUUUGAAGACAAGUCACCAUCUGAUUUUGAAUCAUUUAUUGGGAUUGGCUUUGAAUUAUGGACAAUGCAGAGCGAUAUUUUGUUUGACAAUAUAUAUAUUGGGCAUUCAGUAGCAGAAGCGGAGAAGUUCGCUAAAGCUACUUUUGAACUAAAAUAUAAAAGUGAGACAUUCCAAGAAAAAAAAGAUACCGCCGAGACACAAUCACCAACACUUACUCCGGAUGUUUCAUACUUCGAUAUUCUGGCAAAGAAAUUUUUUAUAUUUGUUGAUUUACUAGUAAAAGAUCCUAUUUCUGCUUUUAAGACAAUGCCCGGGACUGCGUCCACUGUAGCAACUAUAUUUCUUACUCUUAUAGCUAUUCUUUACGGAGUUGUCAGCUUGGUUUUUACUUAUUCAAAACUUGAUUCAUCUGCUGAAUCUAAGGCUCUUGAAUUGGAGACGGAAAACGAUGAUUCAAAAACUACCAAUGACUUGAAAGCUAGUGACUUAUCCAAUAACCAUGAUUCUUCAGAGCCAGAAACAUCUAAAAGACGAACUAAGCAUACAGAAUAA